GAGUGUUUGACCAAUACUAGAAAUAUAUGUUUGCCUUAUUAACUGCACUCUCCACUGCUAAUUUUACCGAACAUGAAUGCCACAAGUUAACGUUUAGUUAUAGUAGUUGUACUACCGUAAGAUAAAAAGUCGAUUGUGUCUAAAGACAAUUACUGAGACAUAAUGACAAAACUGUCAAAAGAUAAUCAAACAGAUUUAGCUAAAAAAAGGUUCAGAUUAAUUUUAAAAGAUGGAGUCAACAUUGGGGUGGAUAAAAUGCGUGUAGAGUUACCCCAAUGGUUCGACGAGAAACUCUUUCUAAGAGGACAAAAAUGUUUCAAUACAAAUUUUUAUUCCAUAUUCUUGGCAGGUUUCAUUGGAUUAGUGGCUGUGUUAUCUAUACCCACCAUAUUAGAUGUAUUGAUACUCACUAAUAAAUCAUCUAAUCCAUAUGCAGCGUACAAAAGAUACACAGAAACAAUCAAACAUGUGCUAAAAUGGUAUCAUUAUGAUAUUCACAAUAUUAAAUCGAAAUCUCGCAAGUCUCUAUCGAUUGUUAGUGGAUUUCAUUGUGCUGCUGCUAAAACAUCAUUUAAUGCCGGUCUUGGUAUUCGAGUUAAUCAAAAAGACAUGGUUCUAACCCAAUUCGGUUUUAUCGGACUGGUAUUGUUGAAAUAUAAAAAUUUAGCUAUUCAAAUUUCUGAAGACGAUGAAAUGGCGUUAGUGCACUUUUGGAGGACUAUUGGAUAUUUGUUAGGGAUUAAAGAUGAGUUUAAUUUAUGUAAUGGAAGUUUAGAAGAAGUGCGUAGCUUAUGUGCAGAAAUAAUGUCUGAAGUUUACGUGCCAUCACUCGAAAACCCUCCGCCUGAAUUCAACAACAUGGUCGGCUAUUUAAUUGAAGGAUUAAAACCUAUAUCUCCUUUGAAUGAUUUUGAGUCAUUUAUGAAAUUCAUGUGGAGGGUAUGCGACCUUCCUGAAAGAAAAUUGACUAAUACCCGUAGUCAAAUUACAUACAAUACACAAACAUUUAUAAUUACUGUGCUACUGACAAAAUGGUGGUUGGUAUGGUUUUUUCGACCAGUUAUGAAUUUUCAAAUUAAAAUGGCUAUAUGGCUUAAUGAAAGUUUUCCACUGUUUGCUGCUUUUAAGUUUGGAACCAAAGUAUUUUGUAUGAAUUCUAUCUCUAAUGUUAUAAACAAAAAGGAUAAUUAAUUGAGCCAUUUGAUAUUUAUUUAUUGACUUUUUUAAUUUUUAAUCAUGGAUAAAAUUAUCAAAAAUUGUGUAUGCAAUUAUAACUCCGAUGUCUUUAUUUAAACAUUUAGUUUUUUCUCCGAAAAAAUCACAUAUUUUUAUUUGUUUACUUUUAGUGCUGAAUAAAAAAAUGUAUUCAGUUG
Messenger RNA from Daktulosphaira vitifoliae (grape phylloxera), 1373 nucleotides. RefSeq lists its product as uncharacterized. Gene Ontology annotation, molecular function: oxidoreductase activity. The coding region runs from base 163 to 1191 and encodes 342 amino acids. Lineage: Eukaryota; Metazoa; Arthropoda; Insecta; Hemiptera; Phylloxeridae. The record is from RefSeq and is a predicted model, not a curated record. The transcript has 5 exons.